AUGGACUUCUCUCUGGGCCUACGUCUGGGGCCUCGGAACAAGAAAGCCAGCCAUCAACAGCCACCUGCACCCUCUGGACACUGCCCACCAGCUGCCUCCCCUUGUCCGUCCUGCCUGCCCUCUGCCUGUGCCGGCCCCUGCCCAGCCUGUCCCCUUCCCGCCUGCUGCUCCGCCUAUCCUUCCUACACGGCUCCCUGCCCCUCCUGUCCCGGCCUCCCGGGCCCACCCUGCACCUGCUCCUGCCCCCCCUGCCCCGCCUGUCCUCCCUUGACUUACCCCCACAGUGCCUGCAGCCAGUGCUCUGGCCAGCCCCUGGCCUGCUGCCGCCCCUCUCCCUGCCCCAUGUACCCUUGCUCCAGGGGUCGAGCCACCUGUUCCAGCUCCUGCUUGGGCUGCAGUGACGGCUGUGGCUGUGGUCGAGGGGCUGCCUGGGGUCCUCCAGGCUCCCCUGGCCGCUGCAGCUGCUGCUUUAGGGGACAGCGCACCUCUCGGCACUGUCUGAUUGUCUAG
Messenger RNA from Dama dama (fallow deer), 510 nucleotides. RefSeq names its product keratin-associated protein 5-5. The record is from RefSeq and is a predicted model, not a curated record. Bases 1 to 510 code for a protein of 169 amino acids. Lineage: Eukaryota; Metazoa; Chordata; Mammalia; Artiodactyla; Cervidae. The transcript has a single exon.